Messenger RNA from Saccoglossus kowalevskii, 1366 nucleotides. Its product is annotated as UDP-N-acetylglucosamine transporter-like. Gene Ontology annotation, cellular component: Golgi membrane. Gene Ontology annotation, biological process: pyrimidine nucleotide-sugar transmembrane transport. Gene Ontology annotation, molecular function: pyrimidine nucleotide-sugar transmembrane transporter activity. NCBI's taxonomy places the organism in Eukaryota, Metazoa, Hemichordata, Enteropneusta, Harrimaniidae. The record is from RefSeq and is a predicted model, not a curated record.
ACUAUCACCGUCGACGUGGCGGUAUCGUCAAUGUAAAAUGCAUCUCAAGGAACGCUUAAAUUUCCGAGUUGGAAUAUUAUAAAGAAUUUAAAAACAAGCAAGAUGGGAUCAAAUCGGUUGAAGUACAUGUCGUUAAGUAUACUGAUAGUUCAGACCACUUCCUUAGUCUUGAUGUUGAGAUACUCCAGAGCCGUAGUCGAACAAGGACCAAAGUAUUUAUCAUCUACAGCUGUUGUUAUGGCCGAAAUAAUUAAAAUAUCAACUUGCUUAAUAUUGGUUUUCUGUCAAGAAAAUGGCAGUAUUAGAAGACUGUUGUCCAUUUUAAAAAAUGAAGUUAUUGAGAAGCCUAUGGAGACAAUAAAGUUAGCAAUUCCAUCAGGACUCUACACGAUUCAAAAUAAUUUAUUAUUUAUUGCUCUUUCUAACUUGGAUGCUGCUACAUACCAGGUCACUUACCAACUCAAAAUCUUAACAACAGCCAUGUUCUCCGUACUGAUGUUGGGAAGAAAAUUAGAUGNNNAACAGACUAUAAAAACAUGCAUUUUAAAUCAGUGUAAUUCUCUACAGAUGCCUUCAGAUACAACAAAUGACAAAUCACUUCCUGUGACAAAUCAAUUCAUUGGUCUCGUUGCCGUGCUCAGUGCAUGCCUUUCAAGUGGCUUUGCUGGAGUUUAUUUUGAAAAGAUUUUAAAAGAAACAAAGCAAUCAUUAUGGUUACGAAAUAUACAACUUGGAUUUUUUGGAACAUUAUUUGGUCUUAUUGGAGUGUUUUGGUACGAUGGACAAGCUGUGUAUAAAGAUGGUUUUUUACAAGGCUAUAAUAAUAUUACAUGGGCUGUUGUUCUCUUACAGGCAAUUGGUGGUCUCAUAAUAGCUGCUGUUAUCAAAUAUGCAGAUAACAUCUUGAAAGGUUUUGCUUCAUCCUUAUCCAUUAUAUUCUCUACUAUAGUCUCUUAUUACUGGUUGAAUGAUUUUAUACCAACAAUAUAUUUUUUUAUUGGAGCAACAUCUGUAAUUAGUGCAACAUAUUUAUACAGUCGAGAACCAAAACCUAAGGUUCUUAAAGGAAACAAAGUUAACAUGUAAAACUUGCAUAUUUAUCACCUUAGUUAGUCUCAAAGACGUCUUUUAUUUAGUGUUUGUUCAUUAUAAGUACCUAUUAUGAGGAUAUUGUGAUUUAUUCAAGAAGACAGUGCAUGAGGAGUUGCAAAGGUUGAUGCAACCAUACUCUUUUUAUUAUACAUGUUCCUGCAUGGAGUACAAAGCCCAGAAUUGAACAACAUUGUGAAGCUUUAUUGAAACCUCACUAUGAACCUUGUUCACACAUUAAUGCCAGAAAAAUUUAAAUAAACAUUCUCACAGUUUU